Molecule: messenger RNA, 708 nt
Organism: Dryobates pubescens (Downy woodpecker)
Lineage: Eukaryota; Metazoa; Chordata; Aves; Piciformes; Picidae
Product: olfactory receptor 14J1-like
Exons: 2
Biological process (GO): G protein-coupled receptor signaling pathway
Cellular component (GO): membrane
Molecular function (GO): olfactory receptor activity
Source: RefSeq, a predicted model, not a curated record
CUGCACUAUGAGACCCUCCUGGGUAGCAGAGUUUGUGUCCACAUCGCAGCAGCUGCCUGGGCCUGUGGGGUUCUCCAUGGUCCGCUGUACACAGCCAAUACAAUUUCCCUGCCCCUCUGCCAGGGCAAAGCUGUGGAGCAGUUCUUCUGUGAAAUCCCCCAGAUUCUCAAGCUCUCCUGCUCCACAUCCUACCUCAGGGAACUUUGGGUAAUUGUCAUUGGUGGGUCCUUAGCAUUUGUCUGUUUUGUGUUCAUUGUGGUGUCCUAUGUGCAGAUCUUCAGGGCAGUGCUGAGGAUCCCCUCUCAGCAGGGACGCCACAAAGCCUUUGCCACCUGCCUGCCUCACCUGGCUGUGGUCUCCCUGUUUGUCAGCACUGUCUUCUUUGCCUACCUGAAGCCUCCCUCCAUCUCCUCCCCAUCGCUGGAUCUGGUGGUGUCAGUUCUGUACUCAGUGGUGCCUCCAGGACCCGAUUCUGCGGGUACUCUGAGCCGUGUCGACGGGGACGACAGUGGAGACCGCACCCGGGAAUUACGGGUGAGCCGACCGCGGAGGAAGGCUCGGGUGGGCCAGCCUUUGCGGGCCGAUAUUAGCAGACCUGGGAAAAGCGUCGGCAGGCAGAAUCGGCGGGCCGAUGGCAGCUUGGGUGGGCCAGUAUCGGCGGACCUGAGGAAAAGGAUUGGCGGGCUAGACUUGGCGGGCCGGUGGUAA